AACAAGCUCAGAUAAAACAUCAACCGAUAAUAUGACGGGUGAGGGAACACCGUCUGAUGGGUUAGCAUCUGAUGAAAAACCAGAGAAGGAUGGUGCGGUUGUGGUACAGGACUAUACAAAGUUGUUGGAGGAAGUGAGGUUGCGGCCAUCGCUUGAGGCGUACAACGAAGCCAUCGCAGCGUAUGGGAGGCGGCCGGGGAAGUUCAGUAAAGGCAGUGUGGACUUCAUCAAGAACUGCCUGGCCACCAUGGACGAAACGGGUAUCAAGCCAAACCGCGCCACAUUUAAUGGUCUGCUGGAUGUUUUCCCGCGGCGGAGAUGGAUCACGCGUACGCUGUUUGACGUUAUUAUGCCUAAGUACACACCCGAGGUAAAAGUCGGCAUAGAUGUCCUGCAACGGAUGGAGGACGAUGGUAUCCGUCCUGAUUUAGAUACUUUUGAUAUUUGUGAGGGUGUCUUCGGCAAAUCCAGUGUGUGCCUGAAAAAAGUACAGAACAUUUUUUACUGGUUUACCCUCUUCGACAUUGAUGAGAAAAGUCGCACGGGCCGAUUUCCUGAUAGAUACCAACGUACGCAGAGGGCAUUGAAGAAAGUCAGCGGGCCGGGAUCAGUGCUUACCGACCAUUUCAAGACGAUUGAUAACGACGACGAUUCCGAGGACCCUCUCAAAAUCGACUACUCGCCAUCACAAGAAACAGAUCGGACUGUGCAUAUGUUCAUCACGAGUGCUGAGUCGCCUGUGCACACCCAGAGACUCAAGAUCUUACAAGACAUGUAUUCAGGUGAUGGGGACGAUCGCGUGGUGACUUGUGUUCUGGUGGAGGGACCGCACCUGAAUUGGUUCGACAGGCAACAGGCCCCUUACUAUACGCUAAGUGUGGGUGUGCAAAGUGGGGACGUUACUGAGGUGGCUAAUGAAUCAUUUGAGGUGGUUAGCUUAGCAAUGGCAUAUCCGUAUACGCAAGAAAAUAUUAGUCUGUGGGCUGAGAACUUAAUUGGUAACUAUCCAUUCAUGCAGGCCUCACCACUGAUAUACAAGUCAGUAGAUAUUACAGCCGAGGAGGAACACGAAGCUUCAGUGGAAACAACAACGACAUAAAAUGCGACGCUAAUUUAUUGAAGUGAUUCUGAUUGAUCGAACUAUUGACUGUAUGUUUCAAGCUGUCGCAGGAAAUGCUCAAAUUCUGCAAUGGAGUUGGUGGUUGACACGGGCGCAACUGGUGCAUGGAGUACGAAGUCGUGCGUCACAUUUGGGUCGAAAGACUGAGAUAGUGGAUUGUUCUGUGUAUAUAGUGCCGGAGCGGAAUAAUCUUGGCCGACAACACUGGACAUCGCACCGAACAAGUCUUGGCUCACCUGCUGAGCGAACAUUUCUCCUCCACCACACGGCGAUAUCGGAUCGCUCGGUUGCUGUAUAUCGGCACUUUGAGUUAGAGGACCAAAUUGUAUCGGUUUGACCCAGGCGCCGCUAGAUUGGCUUAGCCUUGAACUCAUGGUUGCCUCGCCAUCGUGUUGCGUGGCUUGGAAUGAGAAGUAUACAUUGCUUGACGCCGUAGAGCUUGUGGAAUGCGUAGAUGUGGAUGACAUGCUACGUUCAUAGGGGCGCGAAUGAGUGCUGCCGUAGACCCGUGUUUGAACGGUCGAGUUAUUUGGCAGUGGGAUAUUCGAUCUCAUUGAAUCGAUGCUGACCAUCUGUUCUUGUGGAAUUGGAACACUAUCGGAAUGCUGUAAAGAAGCAGCGAAUGCGGCCUUUAGACUAUUCUGUUUCCUCAGAGUAUUCUGUCUGGAUCGCUUAGCUAGGACCCACUCUUGGUUGUGAGAUCGCCUGUAGUGCCUACGCCUAGUAUCUUCGCUUUUGUAUGUGUUGCAGCAGUUGAAUUGGCAUAAGAAUGGCCGAUUCUUCGUAUUCGGGUGCUUGUGUUUGGUGUUUCCUAUAUUCUGCCGAAUUUGAGCACCUUUCGUCCGACUCGCUUUGUCUGUAGAAAAAGCUAUCAAAGUCUGCUCGUCUAUACACUCCAACGUACCCUUGCCUUUCAUGCUAAAUGUGCUCGCCAGUAUAUUGCUGGUCGUCAUACCGAAUGUUGCAGUUAGCUCGUGCAUCUGUGCUUUAUAAUUGUAACCUAUAUUCAACGUCCACGGCUUUGUUAUAUACCUGCUAUCCUGUUACAAUUUAUGCUACGAACCAAUGUUCUAGAG
This is a messenger RNA of Sphaeroforma arctica JP610, 2196 nucleotides long. RefSeq lists its product as hypothetical. The transcript has 5 exons. Gene Ontology annotation, cellular component: mitochondrion. Gene Ontology annotation, molecular function: protein binding. NCBI's taxonomy places the organism in Eukaryota, Ichthyosporea, Ichthyophonida. The record is from RefSeq and is a predicted model, not a curated record. Bases 32 to 1099 code for a protein of 355 amino acids.